Messenger RNA from Numida meleagris (helmeted guineafowl), 4171 nucleotides. Its product is annotated as zona pellucida sperm-binding protein 2-like. NCBI's taxonomy places the organism in Eukaryota, Metazoa, Chordata, Aves, Galliformes, Numididae. The transcript has 22 exons. Bases 125 to 2833 code for a protein of 902 amino acids. The record is from RefSeq and is a predicted model, not a curated record.
CCUUUCCACUUACGACUAUGAAGGCAAGAGUCUUUGAGUUUUUUGGAAAGCUGAUGAUAGAUGUUUGUACUUCCUUGUACUGUUAGAAGGAAAAGUGCCAAGGCAGGGGCAAAGCAAAUACACAAUGGAGUUAGGUCUGGUGCUGAGGUUAUUAUUGAUAGGAAUACUCAUCUCUGAAACAUGGACCCAAGUGGCAUCAGGACUCAUGAGUUCAGAGUGCUUGAAGAACUUUUUGCAUUUAACCCUGAGCAUGGAACACUUUAAGGAUAAAUAUUUAUCUUUUUCUGCUGUUGAUCAAUUUGGCACGGCCUGGGAGCUGGAUGAGGCCCUGGCAUCACAGUGUGGCUACACAAUAACUUACAGCAGCAGGAAUAGCAUUGUGUUUCGUGCUUCUGCACUAAGUUGUCAUUCUCAUGUGGAGAAAGGUGUAUUCACAGUAACUGUACAAAUCAAAGUGUCCCAUGCUCCUGAUAUGAAAAAUGCUACAACUCAUCUGAAAAGUGCAAGUUGCCCUUAUGUCUUGUGGAGUCCAAGAGAGUUAGUAUGUGAAACCAACUACAUGGAGGUUUCUGUCAGGAGGGAUGUUCCACAGACUGAGGAGGAUUUCAUUUUGAGUGAACCUGAAGAUUGGAUUCUUUCUUUUCCCAAGGCCAAAGCAGGGGAAGCCUCAAUAUGGCAGAUAGUGUUUCAUCAGCCAGAGGAAAAAAGAGCUCUGCUUGUGAGUGAUGCUUGGAGUGCUGGCUAUGGACUCAACACCACCGAAACCAGAAUUCUGCUGCGAGUGCCAUAUAAUGCUGCACAAAUUCAGCUGGUCAAGGCUCAGGGAAUUACCUUUUCUGCAGUGACAUCAAGUACGUUUUACAAACAGCAGUGGAUGAUCUUGAUGGUGGAUACUGCUGUGGCAUGUCCAGUAGAUGGUGUGAAUUACACUAACAAAACAAUCAUCUGGACUGUUCCAAAAUACUUUCAAGCACUCUGUGCUGGUGCAACUGGCUUUAAGGAUGUGCUUGUUGAAGUUGGUGUGAAUCUACGCAAACUCUCUGCCAAAGAAAUGGCCUCCAGGAAGUAUGUGUUAUCUAAUGACUUAAAUACAAUUACAAUGAAGAUACCAAUAGGUGCAGAAGGUGGCUCUUACAAGACUUCUGUGAGCAGUGGACGGCAUGGGGCAAAAUACUCCAUCAGCCUGUUCUUGGAACACCAGUGGGAGGAUAACAAAUGGGGUCUAACCAAGUAUACCAUCAUCAAGGAAAUAGAAACACCAUUUGAACAAGCAGAACUUGCUGUAACUAACAACUCAAAUCUGAGUGCAAGGCUAAUGAAUGUUACAGUGGGAAUGUUUCUUAUGGAUGUGGAGCUUGUGAACUUGACUGUUGAGGGGACAACUGUAACUGUACCUGAAGCUAUUCAGCAUGGAUAUUUAACAUAUGAGAUUCAAUAUGCUAAUGGAAGCAAAGUCUAUGUAGUACAAGUGCCGUUUGAUGCACCAGGCAUUAAGAAAGAGUACAUAAGCGGUGACACAAGACAAUACACACUCAAUGUCACACUGAAGUUCAUCAUCCUUCCAACAAGUGAUACCUUUGCUGUCCCCAUCAUAACAGUGUCUGCUGUUAAAGAUGCUGUUCUACCCAGUGCAAGGGGAUUUUGUGAUGAGAAUGACUUUCAUCUCAUUAUCGCUCGUGGGAAUGUGGACCAAAACUGGCUGCCCUUCAUCUCAGAUCAGCACCUGAUGCCAGAGGCUGCCCAGAAAUACUACUAUAGCCUAAGUGACAAUGGCACUCACUGGGCUGUCUCUGUCCCUUUCCUUUCCUCCCUUGUGGACUAUAAGGAUAUUCAUAUUUCUGGAGUAAUGGCUUCACUCCACUUAACCUUGAAGGAUGGCAUCACCUUGGCUAAUAGGAAGGACUUCUCGAUUUCCUGCAGAUUUCCACCUUCGGAGCUAAUACAGUGUCUUCCCAAUGGCACUGUGGUAAUUACUGCGCUAAAAUUAGUGAGACUUGCAGAUCUGGACACAAGCCUGCUCGUCUUAAGAGACAGACAAUGCAAACCCAGUCUAGUGACAAAGAAGACUGCAACCUUUAAAUUCAAUGUGAAUACAUGUGGAACAAGUAGAAAGUUCAACAGCACAUCUAUAACAUAUGAAAAUGAUGUACUCUAUUUUAGACGUGGAAAUGAUAUACCAGUAUACCAAUUAAAGUUUGUAUGUGUUUACACAAUCAAGCGCUCAGCUGAUGUCCAGUAUGAAACUAAGAAGAACCUGCCAUCCAGUAUUAAGCCAGGUUUUGGCUCUCUUGAUCUCUCGCUGAAGCUUUUUAAAGAGAAAUCCUAUUCUGAGCCCUAUCAGGAACUGGAGUAUCCUGUGGUAAAAUACCUGAGGGAAGCACUGUACUUCGAAGUUGAACUGCUCCAGCCUGCAGACCCAAGACUGGAACUAAACUUAGAAGACUGUUGGGCUACCAACUCCCAAAGCCAGGACAGUCUUCCACAAUGGCCAAUCCUCAUAAAUGGGUGUGAAAAUAGUGAAGAAUCUUACAGAACAGUCUUUCACAAAGUUAAUUACAGCCAUAGAGUAAAAUUUCCUCAGCACUUGAAGAGAUUUGAAGUGACAAUGUUCACCUUUGUACAAGGCACAACUCCAUUACAAAUGCAGUUAUAUUUCCACUGCAGUGUUGUGAUCUGCAGCACUACACCACUGCCUUCAGAUGUGAUUUGUCAGAGGAGAUGCAAUCCUGGGAAACAUCGACUUGACCGCAGUGCAGAAGCACAUCCACAGGGACAAGUGUCAUCUGGAGCAGUGCUUAUUAGAAAGGAAAACACAGCCAGCAAAGAUUUCUGAUGGACUAAACAAGAACUGUUUAGUUCUAUGAAGCUGCACUUAAGUGUUAAGUGGCCUAAGCAAGCAGUCUGCCCAGACUUACAAGGAAGGACAUCUUAAAAAUAUCUACCAGGAAAAUACAUUCUCAGUGCCUACUGAGACAAAGGGUCAGCUAAACAAACAUAAAUGUAAUCUCUUAGUAAAUGUCAUUGUGUUCCUCUUUGUGUUUCUCUAGAGCUUUGAAGUUGUAUUUUUUUGUAUGACUUGCAUCUGACUUAGUCUUACCACCAGGCACUUCUGACUCUUCUAGUCAUAUGGCAAUUGUAAACAUCUGUUCCAUAGUAGAGGGAAGAUGGUAGCAGCAGGCAUCAAAUCAGUCACCUGGGGUGGUUUGUUUUUAAAGAUUUAAGAUGAAUAAAGUGUUGCAGGGAACUUUGAUAUCAGUAAGCCUUUCUGAAGCAAGGUGGGCAUGAACACAUUUGAUUCUGUAGGGGCAACUGACGGAAAAUCUGUAGGCUUUGGAUCUCACUGGAGGGCUGUGGCUCUGCAAUGUCAAGUUGCCUCCCUUGAGGUAGAGAGAAAUCAGUCACAGGUAGCACCAGUAAUUCUGUAAACAGCCACUCUAGAGGAAAAUAGGCUUUUAGUGGAGACUUGAUGACAACUAUUAUUAAACAAUUAUUACUAAACUCUACCUAAGUGUUGAGGAUUCUUCCUUACUAGAAAGAGUUCCUGUCAGAUGAUGAUGUCCUCCUUUUUUUUAGUGGAAGGAAAAAUGUCUUUUUUCCUCUGCAUCUGAACAGAGCUAUGAAAACUGUUCAGAUUCAGUACUGUAUUUUCCUGUUGUAAGGAAAGCUAUUGCUUGGCAUGAAUCAUUAUUGCUUAGGGCUGAAGCUACAACAAUGGGUAUAAAAUGCUGUUUGCUUUUUAACUUUAUUAAAUGGAAUUCUACUAUAGGGGAUUUCUGUGAAAGCCACCUUGAGCAAGAAACUAUUUCAUGAAUCUGUUUGUACCUUGUGAAGAAAAUGUGUAAAUGAUUUGUAGCUCUGUUGUAAUACCUCUAUAGUGGUCUCAUUAAACCAGUUUGUGCUAUAACUUAAAGCUCACAUUUGUAAAUCUUGUCAGUUUCCUGUUAAUUUUAUCGGUAGAUGAUAGAUUUUUUUUUGCUAGGAAGGACAAUAAAAGAUGUGUAGGCUUCCUGAUGAACAACAUGUGAAGUGCCUUAAGGCUGUUUUCCAAUGGAGAUGGCUACAAAGGAGUCUUACUACUGCUUACUUACAACUUACUGCUGUGCUAGAUGAAUGAUACUGAAAUGUGCAUCUUGUUCUUCAGUAAGGGAAUAAAAGGAAAGGCAAAACAAGC